This is a messenger RNA of Hypoxylon trugodes, 651 nucleotides long. RefSeq lists its product as uncharacterized. Lineage: Eukaryota; Fungi; Ascomycota; Sordariomycetes; Xylariales; Hypoxylaceae. The coding region runs from base 1 to 651 and encodes 216 amino acids. The record is from RefSeq and is a predicted model, not a curated record. The transcript is spliced from 2 exons.
AUGAGAACCACAUUAUUCCACACACUUUUCUUAUUCUCGUCGAUCGGCAUAUCUCAAGCCCUAUUGCUAUUAGCUCGUAAUAGUAUUAUCGGCGCCACAGCAGACGAAGAUGAUGCCCUCACCACACAAGCCGUAUCCGGCAACUCAGACUGCGCUGCGGCUUCGGCAGAAACAUCAUUUUCCCUAAGUUUUAUCAGCUACGGGAACUACACCUCGAUACCGGGGGAAGGCGAAGACGACCUCUCGCCACCGCAGUUAGUAUCGAUGUCGUUUGCCGUGUCGAACGCGGCUAACGGCGUGUACACCAUCUGCGCCUUCCCGCUCGGACAUCUAACCGUUCCGUCCGACGGCUCGGGUGCUCCCGCCACGUGGGUUGAUAAUUCCGCGUGGCAGGCGUGCGCCGACCGCAAGGACUCGGACGGAAAGCACCGCUUUACUAUUGCAACCGGAGCUGCGUUCGCGCUUUCCGAUCGGUAUAUUUCGGUUAACCAGACUUGGUUCUGCCAUGAUGAUGCUGGGCGUUUGGUCGCAUAUACUGGUAUCGCGAACGCGACGCUGAAUCUAACUUGCGCCGACGGUGGUGAGGUGGGAGGUUACCAUGUCGAAAACUGUACUUCGCUCGAUGUGUCGCUCCCGGUGACGUUACUCUGA